Messenger RNA from Penicillium cinerascens, 1704 nucleotides. Its product is annotated as translation initiation factor eIF2B subunit gamma. NCBI's taxonomy places the organism in Eukaryota, Fungi, Ascomycota, Eurotiomycetes, Eurotiales, Aspergillaceae. Gene Ontology annotation, biological process: cytoplasmic translational initiation. The transcript is spliced from 2 exons. The coding region runs from base 1 to 1704 and encodes 567 amino acids. The record is from RefSeq and is a predicted model, not a curated record. Gene Ontology annotation, cellular component: guanyl-nucleotide exchange factor complex; eukaryotic translation initiation factor 2B complex. Gene Ontology annotation, molecular function: guanyl-nucleotide exchange factor activity; translation initiation factor activity.
AUGCCGCACUCAAUCCCCGUGCCCUCUACGGGCUUUCAGGCUCUCAUUCUGUGUGGUCCCGGCGUGUCACUCAAUACCUUUACCGCAAACCCUGAAGAAUAUCCCAAAUGUCUUGUCCCAGUGGCUAAUCGGCCAAUGGUAUAUUAUGCCAUUGACUUCCUACGGAGAUCGGGGAUUUCUGACAUCACCUUGAUCACACCUCCUUCUUCUCUCGCUCCGCUCCAGGCUGCCUUGAAGCAAAACCCGCACCUUACAUCCUUCUCCUCCCCCUCGCCGUCCGUCCUCGCGCCGAAGGAGCUCGAACUUACUAUGGGCACCUGUGAACUCCUCCGGUUGCCGGAGGUACAAGCUUGCAUCAAGACCGACUUCCUACUCCUCCCUUGUGAUCUUAUUUGCGAGAUCCCAGGAGAAUCAUUGCUUGAGGCUUGGAUGGUCUCUCAGAGCUCCCUUGGAGGUAGCCUAACUCCAGAGGGGCGCAACGCCCAUGGCCCGGUCACGCGGGGAUCCGGAGGUGAACAGGGGGGUCGCCGAGGAGGUCUUGGUGUAUACUACCAAACGAAGGGCCGGGAGGAAAGCGUGAAGGGUGAGGCCACAGACUUUGUGGCUAUCGCACCGCUCGAGAAGGACGAAGCACCGGCCGUUUCCCACCCGGCCCAAGGCCCAGCCGCUUUACGGUUUGAUCUGUCCAAAGUCGUAAUGUCGAGCCCCAUGGACACGAUCAAGGAAAAGAUGGAAAACGACAAGGGCUUCCUCAUUCGCCAUUCAUUGGUGGAGAAGCAUGCACAGGUCAAGAUGUUGACUAGCUACCGAGAUGCGCACCUUUAUGUCUUCCCCUACUGGGUUAAGGAUCUGGCACGUAAUGAAAAGCUGGAAUCUGUUAGUGAAGACUUGAUCGGCUACUGGGCCAAAUCCGAGUGGCAGAAAGGUCUUGAAGAUAAGCUGGGAAUGACCAAGAUCUUCGAGCGGCAGCGGGAGAACCAAACUCCCGGCGAGACUACAAGCCAUGACGACGAAUCGGUGGAAGAAGAGCUUGACUUGCAGGCCAUGAGCACCACAAAGAGUGGCUCUAGCAUCCCUGAAGCUGGCCUGCCUUCCUAUGCAUCCAGGGUCAAGGCACCAGAGUCAGAGUCAGCCAAGGACCAGAAGCCCUCGAAAUUCCCCCCCAUGCUUGCAUACGUCCAAAGAGGAUCUGCUCCCUUCGUCCGACGUGUCGAUAGCUCCGCUCUCCUGUUGUCUACCUCUCUCCGCCUGGCAAAACUUCCAUCCAUCGAGGAGGUUGGCCGCACCGAGGCUUCACCGUUUGCACACAACCAAAAGAUCGCUCACCCAGAGGGUGUGGCCCAGCGCUGUACCGUCACCAAGUCGGAUUGUCUGCUCGCCGAAAACGUCACCGUGGAGCAAUUUGCAGUGCUUAAGGAGUCUGUUAUCGGAAGUAACUGUCAUAUUUCCAGCGGUGCCCGGAUUACGCGCUGUGUCUUGAUGGACGGCGUCUCCGUCGGGCCAAAGGCAGUCUUGACAGGGUGUCUAGUAGGCCGGAGGGCCAAGAUCGGCCAGAAUUCUCAGCUGAAGGAUUCUGAGGUUCAAGAGUCUUAUGUUGUCCCUGAUGAUACUGAUGCUAAGAAUGAAAAAUUCAUGAUCUUCGAGGGACUUGACGAAGAGGAUGAUAUGGAUGAGGACGAGAACCAAGAUGACUCAGAGUUCUGA